AUGGAAUUUUCUAGAGCGAAAACGGUUAAAGAGGAUAGUGCUGGACCUUCCUCUGAGAAUACCAAUAUAAUUUGUGAUCCGUGUAGAAAUGAUGGAGAAAAUAUAAAUGCGGAAGGAUACUGUGUAGAAUGUGAAGAAUAUUUGUGUAAGGAUUGCUAUAAAGUACAUUGUCGUCCCUCUGUAACUAGGCAUCAUGUCUUACAGGAGAAAGACAGUAUGCCCAGAAAACGAACAUCGAAACCGGAAAUGUGUCCAAUUCAUGUUGAACAGCCGAUAGAAUAUUAUUGUGUAACACACGAAGAGGUUUGCUGUACUAUGUGCCGAUCUAUGAGCCACGAAAAGUGCGAAAACGUAAAACCUAUUAACGAUAUGCUGCACGAGGCUGAUAUGGAAAAAGAGUUCUCUGAGCUUCAGGGCAAAAUUAAAAUACUGCAAAGUGAUAUAGAUAGCACACAGUACCUGGUUCAAACUAACCUGAAAGCGAUUGCAAUAAACCAUGACAAUAGCAGGGAAGAGAUGGAUACUUUGCGAACAGCUAUAAGAGAACACAUUGAUCAGAUUGAAAAUGAACUUGAUAUCAAAUUAAAGACCAUAAGAAAUGAAGACGAAGGGAAAAUCACAUCGUACAAGAAUGCAUGUAACGCUAUGCACUUUGACAUAAAUGCAGUUGAAUCAUAUAUUGAAGGCAAAAGAUCAGGAAACAAGAAGUAUGACUUAUUCAUAGCCAUGAAAAAAGCACAGAGUAAGAUAAAAUCAAACCACAUCGAUCUACGAAACAUCAGAGCGAAAAACAAAGUUAGAAGAUACCAGUUUUCACCAGAGCACGAAGUGAAGAAACUUCAGAGUCAUCCAAUUAAAUUUGGUUCGUUUUCAAACAAAGAUGAAGCGCUUAAAACAGAGCGGUUUGUUAGUGACAUAGAAGUUAAAUCAAACAAGGACACACAGACAUGUUACAUAACCGGUACAUCACUUAUAUCGGAAACAUUACUCGCUAUCGCUGAUAACAAGAACAAGAAUGUCAAAUUAAUCCACACUAAAAUAAACAAAAUCACGGCGGAGGCAUGCCUUAAAUCCCCGCCCUGGGAUAUUACAACGGUGCCUGAUAACAAAAUUGUUGUAACCAUACCUUCAGAAGAAAGAAUUCAGUUUCUUUCGGUGCCCGUGCCUCACGGCGACGCCAUUUCCCUUGAAAAGUCUGUCAACGUAGCGGGAAAAUGUUACGGAGUAGACUUUAUCCGACAAGAAGGAAAACUCAUUGUUUCUUACUGUUAUCCAGGAAAAAUUGAAAUAUUAAAUUUAGAUGGAACCCUUGAUCGUAAGGUAGAUUUAGAACUGAAUAAUCCAAUUUAUAUAUCAGCCAUACCAAAUACCAACACGGCUUGGAUUUCUGACCCCACUAUCAAAGACAAUAAGUAUGAAAAUGGCUGUGUUAGGUACGUGAACUUUGGAAAGCAACAAAAACAGCUAUUUAAAAUCGAUAUGAUAGGCUUUUGUCAGUAUCCCAUACCACUUGGUCUUGCAACAGACAAAUCUGGUACAACAUACGCAUGUAACUAUCAAAAUCAAAUACUCGUAUUUUCACCAGUUGACAUCGACAAGAAUCGAACUCAGACUAUCAAUGUUAAGGCAGACGUUCUUAUAAAAUAUAGUGAUAAAAAGAUUUCACCACGGAGUAUUACAUUCUGCAAUAAAUCAUUUAGACUAUAUGUAGGCAUGUAUGGAGACAAAAUGAAAGUGUAUUCUGUUGCCUGA
Molecule: messenger RNA, 1752 nt
Organism: Mercenaria mercenaria
Lineage: Eukaryota; Metazoa; Mollusca; Bivalvia; Venerida; Veneridae
Exons: 1
Coding region: 1-1752 (583 amino acids)
Molecular function (GO): zinc ion binding
Source: RefSeq, a predicted model, not a curated record